This is a messenger RNA of Anolis sagrei ordinatus, 7580 nucleotides long. Its product is annotated as dual specificity protein phosphatase 10-like. Gene Ontology annotation, cellular component: cytoplasm. Gene Ontology annotation, molecular function: MAP kinase tyrosine phosphatase activity; protein tyrosine/threonine phosphatase activity; MAP kinase tyrosine/serine/threonine phosphatase activity. NCBI's taxonomy places the organism in Eukaryota, Metazoa, Chordata, Lepidosauria, Squamata, Anolidae. The record is from RefSeq and is a predicted model, not a curated record. Gene Ontology annotation, biological process: negative regulation of JUN kinase activity; protein dephosphorylation.
AUGACUUCACUCGGCAAAAGAGAGAGCAGAACGGCAACCCGAAGGGAACGUGGACAGACUGUGUCGUGCGCCGGGGUGAAUCUUUGGGUCGGCUCACCUUUCCCAAUGCCUCCCUCGCCACUGGAAGAACGGAUCGGCGUGCUGCAGAGACCCAAGACCUUGGCCUUGCGCCUCAACCACAGUUUUGGGCACAACGGCGGCGGCGAGAGGCAGCGCCAGCCCUCUCCUCCUCUGCCGCCGUCCCCGGCUUGCAAAGCGUCCAGCCAGGCUCCGGCAGCUCCAAAGGGCGACGAAGCCCGCAGGGGUGCCGUCCUCCAGCCCAACCAUUCUCACACCAUCGACAUUAAGCUGACGGUGGGGGGCAGCCAGGUCCGGGUCCCACCCGAGCGGAAUCUCUCAUUGCAGCUGGACCUUAAGCAAGGUGGCGAGAGGCAGGGUGGUGUGCUAGCCCCACAGCUGAAGGUCUUCCUGCCCCAAGCCAAGCUCAAGAAGCGGUGCUUCAAGGAGAACUCCAAGCCGGUGCUGGACACCUCGGCUAGCUCCUCCUGCCUCUCCAGCCCGGCCAACACCAUGCACCCCUUGAAAUGUGGCUGCCGGGGCUGUUGGCGCCUCAUGCGCUGCGACGACGUGGGCCCCAAGUCCGGCCUGCGCUCUUUAGGCUGCUUCUCGUGCCGCUCCAGCUUGCGCUCCUUGAGUUGCUCUAGUUGCAGUCCGCCGUCCCUCAAGAAGUUGGGAUGCUUGCCCUGCGCUCCGGCCGCCCUGCGCUCCUUGGCGUGCCUGGCUUGCAACCCUUCGGUCAAGUCGGGCAGCUCCUCCUGCAGCUUCUGCAGCAGCGACCCCAUCGUAGCCUACGACACUCGGGCGGGCUCUUCCCCGUCCCAUAGCUGCUAUGGCGGGGACGACGACGACGACUACAGCGUCCGCACCAUCUGGCCGGACGAGCUGGCGAAGAAGAUGACCAAGUCCCGGGCGCAGCAGCAGCAGCCGGCGUCGGCGUCGCACCACCAGACGUCCCCCUUGAUCCUGGACUGUCGCAACUUGGUGGAAUACACCAAGAGCCAGCUACAAGGGGCCAUGCGCUUCGGGGUGGCCGAGGUGGCGGGCCGGCGGCGGCUUCAGCAGGGCAAGUUGGCCAUGCUGGAUUUCCUCUCUUCCCGAGGGGGAGGCUGCGAUUGCAGGGACUCUUCGCUCCAGCGCCUCUGGCCCAAGGAUGCCGGCAACAGCGCUGGACUGGAGACUGUCCCGGACAGCCCACCGCAGCCGCACAAGACCCAGCCCUCAAACAACCUGCAUCUCAUGCUGAACCUGCUCAACAAAGACGGGCCGGAGGUGCCCAGCAAGAGAGAAGGUACCGACAGCACCGAUGACUUGGGCCCUCCGCUCACGCCCGACUUGGAGAACGCCGAGCUGAGCCCCAUCCUGCCCUUCCUUUUCCUGGGCAACGAAAGGGACGCCCAGGACCUCGAGCGGAUGCUGAGCCUCAACGUGGGCCACGUCCUCAACGUCACCACCCACCUCCCUCUCUACCACGCCGACAGCGGGCGCCUCCGCUACAAGCGCCUGCCCGCCACCGACAACAGCCGCCAGGACCUGCGCCAGUACUUUGAGGAAGCCUUUGAAUUCAUCGAGGAGGCCCACCAGAGCGGCAAAGGGGUCCUCAUACACUGCCAGGCGGGGGUCUCGCGCUCGGCCACCAUCGUCAUCGCCUACUUGAUGAAGCACACGCUCAUGACCAUGGGCGACGCCUACAAAUACGUCAAGGGACGGCGGCCCAUCAUCUCGCCCAACCUCAACUUCAUGGGACAGCUGCUGGAGUUCGAGACAGAUCUCAACGCCGGCGUCACGCCCCGCAUCCUCACCCCUAAACUGGCUGGAGUGGAAACCGAAGUGUGAACCACAAUUCUGGGUGGGGUGGGAGGGGGACCGAGGGUGACCUCCGGCAAUCUCAGGGCUCGGAAGAGGUGUGCAUGGGGUGUGUGUGCAAUACGGGACCGACAAACUGUGUGGCACUGGACAAGAAGUGAUCCAGGAUCGUGUGCAAGCAAUGGUUGGGUGCGUGGCUCCUCGGCCACUGAAAAGCCAUUAAAAACAGAUGGAUUUGGGUUCUUUUUUUCGAGGGGUGGGAUGCCUUUCUAUACUUGCCAACCAAUAAGCACUGACAAAACCGCCAAUGUUUUGGCAACCACUGCUGCCACCAUGUUAUUUCUAUGUAGGACUUCCUUCUCUCAGCCUCAGAGUAGGGCUUGGGAGGGAUUUCAAGACGUGUGCAUGAGAGAAAUCUCAUUGGGCUUAAUUUAUUGGGAUGGGAAGUGUGUGGAUGCGAAGAUGUGAUGGAAGGACCACCCUUUUGUGUUCAUCUCUCCCCUUCUUGGUCCAGAGCACUUCCUGUCCAACCAGGAUGGAAAACGUCUUUAUUAUGAGGGUUACCCAGAAAGUAUGGUUACAAGAGUUUCAAAAAAAUUACAAAUAAUUACUAUACGGUAGAGUCUCGCUUAUCCAACAUAUACAGGACGGCAGAAUGUCGGAUAAAUGAAAAUGUCAGAUAAUACUGAGGGAAAUGGAAUGAGGAAGCUCAUCUCUAACCUUCACCACAACGCCAGUCGAUGAGCUACUGACGACAGGCACUACUCAUUCGUUUCUGCUUGCUUCCCGCUACACAGCCUUGAUACUACUCCCGGAAUGAGGAUGCUCAUCUCUAACCUACAAAGCAGUGAUACUAACUUCCCCCCAGGAUGGGGACGUUCAUCUCCAACCUUCACCACAACACCAGUCGAUGAGCUACUGACAACUGGCACUGCUCGUCCGCUUCUGCUGGCUUCCCGCUAUACAGCAGUGAUACGAACUUCCCCCAGAAUGAGGAUGCUCAUCUCCAACCUUCACCACAACAUCAGUCAAUGAGCUACUGACGACUGGCACUGCUCAUUCGCUUCUGCUUGCUUCCCGCUAAACAGCCUUGAUACUACUCCCGGAAUGAGGAUGCUCAUCUCUAACCUACAAAGCAGUGAUACUAACUUCCCCCAGAAUGACGAUGCUCAUCUCCAACCUUCACCACAACAUCAGUCGAUGAGCUACUGACGACUGGCACUGCUCGUCCACUUCUGUUGGCUUCCCGCUACACGGCAGUGAUACUAACUUCCCCCCAGAAUGAGGAUGCUCAUCUCCAACCUUCACUACAACGCCAGUCGAUGAGCUACUGACGACUGGCACUGCUCGUCCACUUCUGCAAGCUUCCCGCUACAGAGUGAUGCCAGCUUCUCCCAGAAUGAGGACGUUCACCUCUAACUUUCACCAUAACACCAGUCGAUGAGCUACUGACGACUGGCACUGCUCAUUUGCUUCCGCUGACUUCCCGCAACACAGCAGUGAUACAACUUCCCCCAGAAUGAGGACGCUCAUCUCUAACCUUCACCAUAACACCAGUCAAUGAGCUACUGACAACUGGCACUGCUCGUCCGCACUUGUCAAUGAGCUACUGCUCGUCCGCACUUGUCAAUGAGCUACUGACGAAUGGCACUGCUCGUCCAUUUCCGCUGGCUUCCCACUACACAGCAGUGAUACUAACUUCCCCCGGAAUGAGGACACUCAUCACCAACCUUCACCGCAACACCAAUCGAUGAGCUACUGACGAUUGGCACUGCUCGUCCGCUUCCACUGGCUUCCCACUACACAGCAGUGAUAUAAACUUCCCCCGGAAUGAGGAUGAUCAUCUCCAACCUUCACCAGAACGCCAGUCGAUAAGCUUCUGACAACUGGCACCGCUUCUGCUGGCUUCCUGCUACACAGCAGUGAUACUAACUUCCCCCCAGAAUGAGGACGUUCAUCUCCAACCUUCACCACAACCCUAGUCGAUGAGCUACUGGUGACUGGCACUGCUCGUCCGCUUCCGCUGGCUUCCCACUACACAGCAGUGAUACCAACUUCCCCUGGAAUGAGGACGCUCAUCUCUAACCUUCAUCACAACACCAGUCGAUGAGCUACUGACAACUGGCACUGCUCGUCCGCUUCCACUGGCUUCCCACUACACAGCAGUGAUAUCAACUUUCCCCAGAAUGAGGAUGCUCAUCUCCAACCUUAACCAGCAUGCCAGUCGAUGAGCUACUGAUGACUGGCACUGCUCGUCCACUUCUGCAGGCUUCCCGCUAUACAGAGUGAGACCAACUUCCCCAGGAAUGAGGAUGCUCAUCUCUAACCUUCACCACAACACCAGUCGAUGAGCUACUGACGACUGGCACUGCUCAUUUGCUUCCGCUGGCUUCCCGCUACACAGCAGUGAUACUAACUUCCCCCAGAAUGACGAUGCUCAUCUCCAACCUUCACCAGAAUGCCAGUCGAUGAGCUACUGACAACUGACACUGCUCGUUCACUUCUGAUGGCUUCCUGCUACAUGGCAGUGAUAUCAAAUUCUCCACGAGAGCCUUGUAACCUUACUUUUUGGAUAACCCUCAUAGAAGGGGUGGGUGGUGUUGUCUCAACCGUGUUCUUGCACAUGGAUGUGUAUGAGUGUGUAUAUUAUGGGGGGGGGGGUAGGACAGUGCGAGAGAGAUGCUCUCUUUCCACAGUUAUCAGAAUUUAACGCUCAGGAUUACUGACCUCUUCUAGGUAGAUAUUUUGGUCUGGAUGGAAAGAUAAGAGCCAGGAUAGUUGACAGCUCCGUCCCCGUUUUUGCUGCUGGUGGUUGGGAGACCGGGCAUCCUGUGCCGCUGUCUAUUUAUUUAUUUGCUUGACUUCUUUGACCACCAAUCUGUUACAAAGACUGAAUCUUCAAAUGGCAGUAUGGUGGAAACCGGAAGGGGGACAUUGACUGUCUCGCUCUCGCACACCGUUUAGGCACUUCCCCUUCUCAGGGUCACGAUACCAUUGGGAUCGUCUUCCAUGAUGGAAGCUGUACUUAAAGAGGAUGGGAGUGGAAUAGUCGUGGAGAACGAUGAAGGAACCCAGAAGAGUCAUCGUAGACUAGUCUACUUCAACUUGUGUUGGACCACACGUUGCGUCAGCACCAUCCAUACUCCGGGAGACAUGGGUGGGAAGGCCACCUCUCGUAAAGUUCACUUUGGGUUUCUUGGAGUCAAACGACCUCUGGUGCGUGUGGUUCCUCGCACCAGUUAUCUCGAAAUGCAAUAUAUACAUAUAUUUUUGUUGUUGUCGGUUGCUCUUCAAGUGUCUCCUUCCUCUCCUCUCCUUUCCCAUGCUGCCUCCCGUGAGCGUAAAGCAGGCAAGGGGAGAGAUGUUGUUUAGUUGCCUUCUUCUAGAGUAGUGUUUCUCAACUUGGGGGUCGGGAACCCUGGGGGUUUCAGAGGGGUCGCCAGAGACCAUCAGAAAACAUAUCUCUGGCCAAGGGGUUCCAAAGACCAUCAGUUUUCUGAUGGUCUUUGGAACCCCUUGGACAGAGAAGGAUGAAGAUCUCUCGCCUACCCUUCCCUUCCUUUUGGAAAUAGAUGGUGAAUACUCACCCCAAAAACCCUUCUCCGCUGUGAUUGGUUGACCUCUCAGUCAAGGGGUGGACUGUUCCUGAAACUCCAAUCAGACGUGCUCAAGCAUGACAACGUGGUGUGCAUAUGCAGGCGAGGGAGAGCAUGCGAGUCUGGAGGGAGGCUUGCACCAAUGAGUCCUUCAAGGCAUGGCGGUUCUGUGUGGGAAGUUUGGCCCAAUUCAGAAUGUUCUGAUUGUACCAUAAAUCCCAGCAACAACUCCAAAAAUGUCAAGGUCUAUUUUCCCCAAACUCCACCAGUGAGCAUAUGGAAUAUUCGUGCCAAGUUUGGUCCAGAUCCAUAAUUAUUUGCGUCUACAGUGAACUAUAAAUCCCAGCAUCUACAACUCCCAAAUGUCAAGGUCUAUUUUCCCCAAACUCCACCAGUGAGCAUAUGGAAUAUUCAUGCCAAGUUUAGUCCAGAUCCAUAAUUAUUUGCGUCCACAGUGAACUAUAAAUCCCAGCAUCUACAACUCCCAAAUGUCAAGGUCUAUUUUCCCCAAAUUCCAUCAGUGUUCACAUUUGGGCACAUUAAGUAUUCAUACCAAGUUUGGUCCAGAUCCACCACUAUUUGAGUUCACAGGGCUCUCUGGGUGUAGAUGAACUACAACUCCUACACUAAAGGGCAAUAUCCACCAAACCCUUCCAGUAUAUUCUACUGGUUAUGGGAGUCCUGUGAGCCAAGCUUGGUUCAAUUCCAUCAUUAGUGGAGUUCAGAAUACUCUUUGAUUAUAGGUGAACUAUAAAUCCCAGCAAUUACAGCUCUCAAAUGUCAAGGCCUAUUUUCCACAAACUCCACCAGUGUUCACAUUUGGGCAUAUGGAAUAUUGGUGCCAAGAUCCAUCAUUGUAUGAGUCCACAGUACUCUCUGGAUGUAGGUGAACUACAACUCCUACACUCAAGGGCAAUACCCACCAAACCCUUCCAGUAUUUUCUGCUGGUUAUGGGAGUCCUGUGAGCCAAGCUUGUUUCAAUUCCAUCAUUGGUUGGGUUCAGAAUACUCUUUGAUUGUAGGUGAACUAUAAAUCCCAACAACAACUCCCAAAUGUCAAGGUCUAUUUUCCCCAAACUCCACCAGUGUCCACAUUUGGGCAUAUGGAAUAUUGGUGCCAAGUUCCAUCAUUAUAUGAGUCCACAGUACUCUCUGGAUGUAGGUGAACUACAACUCCUACACUCAAGGGCAAUACCCACCAAACUCUUCCAGUAUAUUCUGCUGGUUAUGAGAGUCCUGUGAGCCAAGCUUGGUUCAAUUCCAUCAUUGGUUGGGUUCAGAAUACUCUUUGAUUGUAGGUGAACUAUAAAUCCCAGCAACUACAGCUCCCAAAUGUCAAGGUCUAUUUCCCCCAAACUCCACCAGUGUUCACAUUUGAGCAUAUGGAAUAUUCGUGCUAAAUUUGGUCCAGAUCCAUCAUUAUAUGAGUCCACAGUACUCUCUGGGUGUAUGUGAACUACAACUCCCAAAACUCAAGGUCAAUGCUCACCAAAUCCAGUAUUUUCUGCUGGUCAUGGGAGUCCUGUGGGCCAAGUUGGGUUCAAUUCCAUCAUUGGUGGAGUUCAGAAUGCUCUUUGAUUAUAGGUGAACUAUAAAUCCCAGCAACUAAAACUCCCAAAUGACAAAAUCGAUCCCCCCCAACCAAGCGAAACGGUCAACAUUAGUAGACGACUUUCUCCCUCCAGCAUCUCAGCAACUUCGGGUUUGGCCUCCGCUGGAAAGUGACAUUGUCUCAUAGUUGGAACAGCUUUCGCUGCAACGGCGCACUGCCCGCUUUUCCCGCACCGUCCUGGUUCCCGGUGACUAGUCGUGCAAUGUUUCUUCUCCCUUUGGAAAAUUUUGUACUCCAUAGUGAUGUCCCCACCCGCCCAAUUAGGCAGGAAGCAGACGUGACCCGAGGUGGAUAGGGCAGCUCCCCUAGAUGUGUUCAGACGACAUUUCCCUAUAGCCUCCCACUCUGGAAUUGUAGGCCGACACACCUGAAAGGACACGGGAGUGGGGGCUGCAAUAGAAUCUUCCCCUUUCCUCGCUGUUUCUCUUUGGAUCUUGUCUUUGUUAUUUAUUGGGCUCAACUAGUGGCCCCGGCUGUAAUUUAUUAAACAUGAUAUUUCUGUUUUGUAA